AUGGAGGCUGCAGAGGGAGAUGUUGAGGCGGCGGCAAUGGCUGCGUCGGCGGCGGGGGGGAGGAGGGGGUGCAUCAGGUCGACGAGGGGGCCGUGGACGGUGCGGCGGCAAGGGAGGGGCGGGGCCGUGAAGACGUCGCUGCGGCACCCGACGCCGCGGGAGCGGGAGAACAACCGGCAGCGGGAGCGGCGGCGGCGGCAGGUGGCCACGAGGAUCUAUGCCGGGCUCCGGGCGCGCGCCGGGUACGCGCUGCCCAAGCACGCAGACCAGAACGACGUGCUCCGCGCGCUCUGCGCCGAGGCCGGCUACCUCGUCGACGAAGACGGCAACGUCUCGCGCCUCGCCGGCCACCAGCGUUCCUCCGGUGUCGGCGGCCCCAGCGGCAGCUCCGACCAUCUGCAGCCGUCCUCCACCAGCGGCGCGACGGAGGCGGUGGCUCCCCAGCAGCCGGAGCCGGAGCAGAAGCACAAGAUAUCCCUGGAGCUGACCCUCUCCUUCACCUACAUGUAG
Molecule: messenger RNA, 510 nt
Organism: Brachypodium distachyon (stiff brome)
Lineage: Eukaryota; Viridiplantae; Streptophyta; Magnoliopsida; Poales; Poaceae
Product: BES1/BZR1 homolog protein 2
Exons: 2
Coding region: 1-510 (169 amino acids)
Biological process (GO): DNA-templated transcription; brassinosteroid mediated signaling pathway
Molecular function (GO): DNA-binding transcription factor activity
Source: RefSeq, a predicted model, not a curated record